Messenger RNA from Oikopleura dioica, 933 nucleotides. The record is from the annotation of a GenBank genome assembly. Lineage: Eukaryota; Metazoa; Chordata; Appendicularia; Copelata; Oikopleuridae.
AUGAACGACAAAGUCAAAUUUGCCGAGGGCUUCAAAGAUGUCCAAGAGAGUUUCUACAGCAUGUCGGCGGCGUUGCAGGUGUCGGAAGAAAAACUCGCUCGAUCGCUGGAACGAGAAGCGACGCUCGAAAAGGAGCUCGAAACUCUGGCAGGGGAGCAGCAGCGAACGCUCGAAAAGUAUCACGAGUUGAAGGAAAAAUAUGCAGACAUGAAGGGCAAGCUUCGAAGCGUCAUGACGAUGGAUCUUUCGGCGACGCCGAUGCCGACCAAAAUCGAGGUCAAAAAAGUCGUCGAGACGGAGAUUUGCGAAAACUCGCCGACGCCGACUGAAGACGGCCGAAAAUCUGUGGCGAAGAAGGAGUCGCGGCCUUCCAGUGGAAAGGGGCGCAAAUCGGUUACUCCGGAAAAGACGAAGAAGGAGUCCAGACGAGAAAGUGUUUCAAAUGAAGAAUUGAAGAAGAAAGAGGAACAGCCGAAAUCACCCAAGAAAUCAAGCCCUGCAUCUCGACCGAUUUCGCGAGCAAAAGAGCAGCAAAACGAAGAAAAAUCAAAAACGACUUCUCGUCCAAGUUCUGGAAAGAUAAAAGAAGCCGAAAAAUCAGCGAAAUCAAGCCGACCAACAUCGAGCGCCUCAAAAGCUCCCGAAAUCAAGGAAGAAAAAGUUGAAGAGCAAAAAGCUGAAAAAGAGGAAAUUCCAGCUACUCCUCGACCAAGCAUGGUUCAGGACAGAAAUGAAUCGGGAGGGGACGCCGUCGAGGAAAAGAAAAAUGAAGAUGAUGGAGUAGAAAAAGUUGAGGAAGAAAAGAAGGAAGAGAAGGCUGAGGAAGUUAAAGAAGAAGCCAACGAAGUGGACACGGAAAUAAUCGGCCCAAGGGAUUCGACUUCUGAAGAAGCUGAGAACGAUGUGGGAAAGGAGUCAAUGUCUGCUGAGUAA